Molecule: messenger RNA, 1020 nt
Organism: Colletotrichum navitas
Lineage: Eukaryota; Fungi; Ascomycota; Sordariomycetes; Glomerellales; Glomerellaceae
Exons: 3
Coding region: 1-1020 (339 amino acids)
Source: RefSeq, a predicted model, not a curated record
AUGGACAGCACUCUCCCCGCCAGCUCGCCCGACGACGAAAGAGGCACUCAGCUGCUCUACAUCGCCGUUAUAUUCACCGUUAUUAGUAUUGUCUCUCUCGGUCUGCGAUGUUACACUAUGGGCGUCAUCCUCAAGAGGUUCUUCCUCGCGGACUGGGUCGCCGCCCUGACUGGCCUCAACCAAUGCGCCCUUUGUGCCUUCACCGUGCUAGGCGUGCACUACGGCCUAGGCAAACACGUGGAUGAUGUUUCGCCGGAGAACAGAAUCCAGGCGCUGAAGUGGAAGUGGGCAGCACAGGUCUCGUACGUUGUGGGGUCGACCCUCAUUAAGUUCAUUGCCGGCCUGCUUCUGUUGCGGCUCUUUACGGGCCAAAAAUGGCAGCGAAACAGCAUUAUCGUGCUCAUGGUCCUCCUCGGUCUGGUUCAGACCGCCUAUCUCUUUAUUGCCAUCUUUCAGUGCACCCCAAUCCCUUUUUACUGGUACCGAUUCACGCCCGAUUCGCCCGUCAAAGGAAAAUGCAACAGCAGGAUCCUGGCUAUCGUCCCCAGCUACAUUUCUAUACUCCUGGGUGUCUUUAGCGACUGGUAUCUGGCUCUACUACCUAUAACGCUUGUGUGGGGAAUGCAGAUGCAAAAGAAGGUUAAGAUAUCCGUCGUCGGGAUUUUGGCUGUUGGCUCCAUGGCCUCGCUCGCCAGCGUCGCACGUAUCCCUUACGCAAAGCAACUCCUCUCGAGCCCUGACUAUCUUGUUAGUUUUACGGACCUUGCCAUCUGGAGCAUCGUUGAAUGUGCCUUGGGCCUCAUGGCGACGUCGCUGGCCACGUUGCGGCCGCUGUUCGUGCGGCUCAACGUACUAGUCAGCACGCAUGUCUUGAGUACGUUCCAAUUAAGAUCGCGUGCCGCGCAAAGAAGCGCCGCUGCUAGGCUUGGCUCUUCGCAAGCGCCAUUAGAGCAUCCUACUGCUCAUUAUGAUGACGUUCCUCCAAUAUCAAAACUACAGUCAUUGAAAUCAGAGAUCUAG